Molecule: messenger RNA, 3452 nt
Organism: Oncorhynchus nerka (sockeye salmon)
Lineage: Eukaryota; Metazoa; Chordata; Actinopteri; Salmoniformes; Salmonidae
Gene: ppp1r15b
Product: protein phosphatase 1 regulatory subunit 15B
Exons: 2
Coding region: 2301-3152 (283 amino acids)
Biological process (GO): response to endoplasmic reticulum stress
Cellular component (GO): protein phosphatase type 1 complex; endoplasmic reticulum
Molecular function (GO): protein phosphatase regulator activity
Source: RefSeq, a predicted model, not a curated record
ACAAGGAAACGCAACCAUGAUUGUAAAAAAAACAGAAGUAUCGCAUGGAAGUAUUAUAACGAGCUUGUCUAUUUAGUUGAUAUCUAUUGAAUACUACAUUUCUCAUGCGGAUGCAUUCCAUGAUUUUAUUGUAAUGAAUUGUUGAGCUUCGUUGAAGUCUCGGAUCAAGGUUUGCAUCUGCGCUGUCGCGGUGUGCUACGUACGAGACUAACCAGAUUUUUCUCCAACCAAGACUAAAAUGGAUUGUAUAUUUUCGUUUAUACUGAAUUUCUCAACAUGCUAUGACUCGCCAAGGCUUUGCUCACUUUCUACAUUCACUACCCCUGUUUGUACGAUGCUUACCGCGCGAAAUAAGUAUAACCACCACUCGCAGGAAAAUGUCUCCCAUACCGCGGACAACAUGGACGAUGGUAUUCACUUGAACAGGAGAGCUAACCGGUAUGCUAUUGCUAGCCUUUCGGUGUAAGAAGAUGGAUAAGGGACAACAGUAAUGGAUGUUUCACCUGCAAUUAUGGACAGUGCUCUGGAGUGCACACCAAGUUAUUCUCAAAUGUGUCGCUAGCAACUUCCAGCGAAACGAACAGCUCUCAAAAUCAAGAUUACGUUAGCUAGCCCGGUAACAGCUGCUCAAACUAGCACUAGUUAGCUAGAUAACUAACGUUGGUUCUUGUUAUCCUUUAUUGCCAGACUAAAGUUUGAUUGGCAUGUUUAUUUUGACAGUCUAGUUAAUACACGAGUUACUAAUAUAUUGUGAACUAGCUACUAAAUGUCAGCGUGUUAAAUUGUCCUACACGUGUACGUUAGCUAGUUAACUAACCAAAAAGCUUUAACAAACUUCCCAGCAGCAAGCAGUCAAACGGUAUUCUUGAUCGAAACUUUACUAAUGUAUCUUGCAUAGUGACCAUUUGUUAGCCACAAGCCAGUAUUGAGAAUGUUUAAAAACAUGAAUCGCGAGGAACACUUUUCUGGUGUGAAGACUCCUCCAUCCACUCCCGCCGGGCAUGGAGUGGCCUCUCCCCGACAACCAAACCAGGAGCGCUCGUGGAUGGGCAUGUUCUCCGCGGUUUCUAGGCCUGCCCUGUCAUUUCUGCAAAAGUAUAUACCAUGGCGCCCUAGUACUCCUGCCAUGCCUCACAAUGUGACAGGGUGGGUCAGUGGGAAUUUCAAAGAUAACUUUGUAGAGGCAGAAAGCACAUUUUUAAGACAACUGGACGACGUCUUGCCUGGAACUCAACACCAUGCACAUCAUCUAUCGUACCUGCAAUACCAGCAUGGUAGCCCUGGGCUAGCAGCGUCAGGUGAUAAUACUCCGAGUUGGUUGACAGCAGAUUCUCUUUACGAGUUAGGGAUUCAAAAUGCUGCUGAAAUGGACUUAAAUAUAAGGCAACAAACUUCGGUAGGAUACCUCGCAAUCGCGAGAGGUUUUCUCAGUCAUGUUUUGUUGAACGCAGCGUCGGCUCAGGAAAUGAAACACCCAGACCAAGGGCAUGUACUUGGUGGGAACGGUUGGUCAUCUGACGCGGUGUCAGCCAGAGAAAAUAGUACCGCUGGUAACUGGUGGGGUGGGCUUUGGGGAACCAGUAGCGCCCAAGGGUGGCUGUCAAAUUUGUCUUGGAGAAAAGAGGGCACUGGGGAAAACAACAGUAAUGGUCAUUGUUUUCAACCGGACUGUGGUACAAAGGCUACGGUUACCAAGCCAACAGGGCUGUUUGUACAUUUCGAUGAUAACGAAUCAAUGGAUGGCAAAAGCAAUGGCGCCUCCUGCAACAAAGAGGAGCCAAAUGACAAUGGAAGCCUUCAAACAGCCACCUGGCCAGAGUCUCUCCCUUUCCCUGACAGUUUCUCAUUACAUCACUGGGAAACGGUCGGUAUCAGUGAUCAUCUUGUCAGAGUUGGAGCUGUCACUGCCUGCAGUGAGGUGGCAGUUUUUACCCCUGACCAGGAUAAUGGUUAUUCCAGUCUGGAAGAAGAACACUCCACCUCCAGACUGUACAUGUUAAGGCCUCCCAUUGAAGAGCUACAGGGGAUCACAGAGAUGAAGGAAGAGACCAGCACAUCUGACACACCAACACAGGGGAGCUCUGGAGAGAGUGGGCCAGAGAGGGAUGCAUCCAAUCAUAGAGAAGUGGGUGAGACUGCUGCCACUGGAGGGAUGGAAUUAGAGGAGGAGGAAGAGAUUGAGGACUCUGACUUCUCAGACUCUGAGGAAGAGGAAACGGCGGCUGAGGGUCCACCAGUGUCGACCACCGCUUUGCCCCCCUCCACCCCCCCAGUGCAGUAACAAGGCCAUCGCCUACAUCAUGGGCAGCCCCUGCAGCGACGACAGCCAAUCAGACGACUCACUCAGCGAGGAGGAUGACGAUGGUUUCGACAGCGAGGGCUCGUCAGAAUUCUCCAAUUCCGAGUUGUUGGAUGACGAUGAAGAGGAGGAUGACUCUGAGACUGAGAGACUGUGGAACUCACUGUGCCAAAGCAGGGACCCCUACAACCCCCAAAACUUCACCGCCCUCAUUACCAACCCCAGGACCAUCCCCUCCACCUCUACAGCCACCACAGCCUGCUCCCCUCACACCUCACCCCCAGAGCAACCUCCCUCUCCCCUCUCCUCUUCUUCCCCCUCUCCUGUGGAUGAGUUUGGCUCUGAGUCCAGCAGCAGUGAGGUGGAUGAGGCUGAGAGCCUGAGGCUGUGGGACUCCUUCAGCACCUCCUCAGACCCCUACAGCCCAUUCAACUUCCAGGCCCUGCUCAGGACUAGAGAGCCAGUCAGGACAAGGGUAAAAGCUGGGACAGGGGCGCGCUGUAAGAAGAGCAGCAAGACAACCCCCCGUCAUGGUCAGGGACAGAGCCACUCACCCCCCCAGUACAGGAAGGAGGAGGCAGAGGAGAGACUGGACAGUGGCUUCUCAGAGAUCCCUCCCAACCCAGAGAUCACCACCACGGGCUGCAUCACAGUCAAAAAGGUGGGUUUCUGUGAUGAGGUGGAUGAGUUCUACGCCAGCGAGGACGAUGAGGACAGGCGUGGGCCGUGGGAGGAGCUAGCCAGAGACCGCUGUCGCUUCCUCCGCCGUGUUCAGGAGGUGGAGGAGAGCAUCGGCUACGUGUUCAGCUCCACCUUCCGCCUCACCGUCUGCCAGAGACAACACCACAGCUGACCCCUAACCUCUGACCCCUACAACACAACUGAUCGUAAAUCCUGUUUCUCUGUGACCCUCUAACACCCCUCCCUGUCCCUAAAUCCUAUUUUCAACAGACUGCAUCAGAACUUCUUAGUCAUCCCCCCUACCCAGUGAUCCUCCCCCAACUCCCAAACCUUCAGACUGGAUGUGCAGAAAAGACCACUUCAGAGCUGUUGACUAGACCAGUGGUUUCCAGACUGUUGACUAGACCAGUGGUUUCCAGACUGUUGACUAGACCAGUGGUUUCCAGACUGUUGACUAGACCAGUGGUUUCCA